AUGGGGUUUCUCGGCCGACUGUCAUUGAGUUUUCACCUGGCUCUCCUCCUCGUCGUUCUCGUUGUGGCAUCGGUGGACGACCCUAGCCUCGCCGAUGGUGGGAUGCUCAUUGACCCCAAGCCUUCACCAAAGCCGAUACCAAAGCCAUACCCGAAGCCAACACCUAAACCAAAUCCAAAGCCCACCACACCUGCAAAGCCCGAGCCCCACCCAACUCCAGACCACGAUGCAAAGCCGAAGCCCAAGCCCAAGCCUACGAUGCCAGAGCCUAAACCCCAGCCAGGACCGUCCAAGCCAAAGCCGCCACUAUACUCUGACGAUGUCGUGUCUGACAAGGCAAACCCAAAGCCCAACCCACAACCAAAGCCCAAGACCACCCCAGCAAACCCAGAUCCCAAGCCAACGCCUAAGCCGCAUCCAAACCCAAACCCUAAGCCAGGACCAUCCAAGCCGAAGCCACCAGUAGAGGAUGUUGGGUCCGACAAAGCAAACCCAAAGCCUGAACCACAACCAAAGCCCAAGACCACACCAACAAAGCCGGAUCCCAAGCCAACCCCCAAGCCAAUGCCUAAGCCGCAGCCAAAUCCCAACCCUCAGCCAGGACCAUCCAAGCCAAAGCCAUCACCCAACCCACAACCGAAGCCCAAGGCCAUCCCAGCAAAACCGGAUCCCAAGCCGACCCCCAAGCCAACCCCUAAGCCACAACCGAACCCAAACCCUCAGCCGGGACCGUCCAAGCCAAAGCCACCGGUAGAGGAUGUUGAGUCCGAUAAGGCCACCCCAAAGCUUGAACCACAACCCAAGCCCAAGACCACCCCAGCAAAGCCGGAACCCAAGCCAACGCCUAAACCGCAACCAAACCCCAACCCUCAGCCCGGACCAUCCAAGUCGAAGCCGUCGGUGUAUGCACGUCGCGUUGGCUCCGGCGAGCCCCUCAACUGA
Lolium rigidum is the source of this 942-nucleotide messenger RNA. RefSeq names its product protein TsetseEP-like. Lineage: Eukaryota; Viridiplantae; Streptophyta; Magnoliopsida; Poales; Poaceae. The coding region runs from base 1 to 942 and encodes 313 amino acids. The transcript has 2 exons. The record is from RefSeq and is a predicted model, not a curated record.